GGCUUCACAACACCCAGCUCUAAGUGUUACUAACACACAGAGGAACAGGAGAGACCAUAAUGCUCAGAAAAUACCCCCAUUCACUACGUCAAGCUCUUCCAGCAACACAUCAAAAAGCUCUUCACUUUCAUCAAAACCAGCCAGCCAGAUCUCGACGGUUCAGGAUCAAGCCCUGCUGGACAUUGUCUCCGUCACUAGAUUGGCCCUGGGAGAAUCACCAAAUCCUCAACCAUUGGAGCAAAGAAAUAAAAUGUUAGUACCAUUGGGUUCCAGUCCACUCAGUGCAAGAACAACUCCAGCAUCUUGCCCAGCCAGCCCCAGGCUCAGUCUAACACCCAGCUCAGCCAAUCCACAGCAAUACUCUGACUCCUCUCCAGCCAGUGCAGGGAUCAAUGCAAGUUCCUUCUAUUCCUUCUGUCCUCACACAGCACAAAACUUACAAGCUUCAACAUCAGACCACACACUGACCCCAACCAGGAAAAGCACAAGGCCUUCAACAACGAGGACUCCUGAAGAUAGUUCCCAGUCUCCUGACUAUUUUAAUACUGAAUUAAAGACUAUGGGAAAGUGUUUUGAAACAGGCCUGGAAGAUCCUGAUCAUGAAAGGAGAUUUGUAACUGCAAAGGAAUUCCAAGCCAUGGAGAAACAACUAGAAGAUGUAAGAGAAGAACUGAAAUGCUUGAAGUGGAAGGUGAGACACAUUGGUGAGACCGUGCAGCCCCUGGCAGAGGAUAGCAAGCGUUACAACGGCUACACCCUGACCGAGCUCAAGGCAAUGGUGCAGUUUGAAGAUGAUCCUUACAAAGCUGCACACAAAAUCCUAACUGUGCUCUUCAGUGAUGUGAACUUGCUACAGCACUCAGUCACCGAACAGGCCUGCAACUCACGGUCUCUGCCCAAGCCCAAAUUAGACCCCGAGCUGUACACAGUCUACCGUGACAUUCUGAAAAGCAUAUUCCCUGGAAUUAGCAGUCAGACCUUGAGGGAAGAGACACAACACUUUCAGAAAAGGGCCCAGAAAGAAGUACAAUAAGGGCAGAGUUCACAAAAU
Tinamus guttatus (white-throated tinamou) is the source of this 1051-nucleotide messenger RNA. Lineage: Eukaryota; Metazoa; Chordata; Aves; Tinamiformes; Tinamidae. The record is from RefSeq and is a predicted model, not a curated record.